GUCACAAAUAAGACCAAUCCUCAGCUACUUUCAGUUUCCCACGAGAACAACACAAGUCCAACAACCCUCCUUCAUAAAAUGUCAACCUCCAGUAUAUCUAUGAAAGUGCUGCUACUGUGGCUUCUCUGUCUAUCCUCAGCGUUGUUUCUGUUCAACUAUCAACAUGCCGGCUGCAUUCAUCAUCAUGAGGCCAAUGCAAUAAAUUCCUUGGCAGCUGACAAGAGCAAUUUCAUGGUUCAGCGCAAAUUGGAACCACCACCACCACAACAACAACGCAGGACAGCACGGCAAAUAGUGGAAGAAGCCUUUGAGAAAUCCUACAAGCACCUGAUCGAUGCUUGCCAAAAACCAGAUCAAUCCUUGUAUCACUGUCUUCUGGAAUUGCACACCAAUGCCCCCAAAAUCCCCCCCAAAUAUCCCUGGUGGGUUCAAACACUGGUUCGAGACGGAUCCAACAUUCUGGGUCCAUCUGGACUGCACGGCAAGUGGCAUUUCAAAAUCUUCAAUACUCCCACCGGUCCACUCCAGUUUUGCAGUCUGGAAAAGGUCGCCUCGACCGAAUGGAACGCCCUCAAAUGCAUGUUGGACGGCAAGGACCCUCAAUCCGUGGGAGACUUUUGUCUCGAUAAACCCCAACAAUUGCCACCCGUACUCCCCAAGGCCGUCUUUUUACGAGAUCCCUUGGAACGAUUUCUAUCUGGCUUUGUUGACAAGUGCAUGAUGCCACAACAUCGCAAUUACGAACCGCACUGCGAACCGUCCGAACUCUGGGCUCCCCACUUUAUCACGCAUCCCAAUCAGGCUCAAAAACGACAAUUCAUACCCAAGGAAGACGAUGCCCGAUUGUUGCGAGAAUUCUUGGCCAUGAAACGACACUUUUUUCAAGCGUACAUUGAUACCUACCCACUCCGAUGGAACAUUCAUUUCAUGCCGGCAGCACUCUUUUGCGAUGGACUCUUUCGCAACAUUCAACACUAUGAUUUUGUUGGAUACAUGAGUGGGGACAAGGCAAAGUCACAAGAAUACCUUGUCAAGUUUGGACAACGCUACAAUAUUACACCGGUGGUGUCCAAAAUCUUUCAUCUUGACAAAAACCACAAUGAUACCAAACAGCAUGUUGUCAUGUCCAACAGUGGGGAAGUCAUGAAGAAUCGAAUCGGAACCGCCUCCAAGAAAAUCAAAGAGUACUUUACACCGUAUGCCGCGGAAAAGUUGCUCGAGUUUUUGUCCAUUGAUUAUGCGCACAAGGGGCUCAAUCUACCAAUACCCGACUGGGUGGAUGACAUGUUGGCACAGCAAGAACAAUAGUAGUUGACACAGGAUACCUAGCUAGCUUCUAAUCCAUGAUACACCAGCCAUGAGUGAAACGUUGUAGUGGGAAAUAAAUGAUAAUUGCUGCAGUCAGCUAUUUCGU
Molecule: messenger RNA, 1414 nt
Organism: Seminavis robusta
Lineage: Eukaryota; Bacillariophyta; Bacillariophyceae; Naviculales; Naviculaceae
Source: the annotation of a GenBank genome assembly